Alexandromys fortis (reed vole) is the source of this 2859-nucleotide messenger RNA. It is a transcript of the gene Mknk1, whose product is annotated as MAPK interacting serine/threonine kinase 1. NCBI's taxonomy places the organism in Eukaryota, Metazoa, Chordata, Mammalia, Rodentia, Cricetidae. The transcript has 14 exons. The coding region runs from base 543 to 1790 and encodes 415 amino acids. Gene Ontology annotation, biological process: intracellular signal transduction; protein autophosphorylation; peptidyl-serine phosphorylation. Gene Ontology annotation, molecular function: calcium/calmodulin-dependent protein kinase activity; calcium-dependent protein serine/threonine kinase activity; calmodulin binding. Gene Ontology annotation, cellular component: nucleus; cytoplasm. The record is from RefSeq and is a predicted model, not a curated record.
CCCCUUUCUGCCCGGGCCCUCCCCCUGAGUCUAACUACGCCUCUUCCGCGUUCCCGACAGAGACCUGCAGGAGGGGGUGCGCGCGGCCGCUCCCGUGGUGGUCAGCUAAGAUUUCCAUGCUGGAUGCAAUGAAGCAGAGGCAGGUGGCAAACUGAAGGUCAUUGACUGGGCAGAGGCCAGUGGAUAGCUCCCUGUGUCUGGAAGACAGCCACCUUGGGGAUUCUUCCAGGACUUCACGAGCCUCACUGCUGAGUCGAAGAACUUUGUGGGUCAGAUUGGUGCAGUUUGUGAUUGACGGUACUCAGCCGAAGCUACUGUGACUUACAGAAGAGGCAGCGGUGCUUAGAGGACAACAGGAACCCAGGGAAUGAUCAAGGCCAGAGAAAAUCAGUGCCCUAGUGGAGCUUCUCUUGAAGACAGAGGCAGACAUACCAGCCACUAGUUCUACACAGUGCUGCCCCAUUUGUCUCAUGCCUGACUUCCAGAGUGAUUGAUUGCACACACUGUAACUCAUCUGGAGUUACUGGGGAGCUGCAAGGGAUAUGGGCAGCAGUGAGCCCCUUCCCAUCGUGGAUAGUGACAAGAGGAGGAAGAAGAAGCGCAAGACCCGGGCCACUGACUCUCUGCCAGGAAAGUUUGAAGAUGUGUACAAGCUGACCUCUGAGUUGCUGGGAGAGGGAGCCUAUGCCAAAGUCCAGGGUGCCGUGAGCCUACAGACUGGCAAAGAAUACGCUGUCAAAAUCAUUGAAAAGCAAGCAGGGCACAGUCGGAGUCGAGUAUUCCGUGAAGUGGAGACGUUGUAUCAGUGUCAAGGAAACAAGAACAUUUUGGAGCUGAUUGAAUUCUUUGAAGAUGACACACGGUUUUACUUGGUCUUUGAGAAAUUGCAAGGAGGCUCCAUCCUGGCGCACAUCCAGAAGCGGAAGCACUUCAAUGAGCUAGAAGCCAGCAGAGUGGUGCGGGACGUUGCCACUGCCCUUGACUUCCUGCAUAGUAAAGGCAUUGCUCACCGUGAUCUGAAGCCAGAAAAUAUACUGUGUGAAUCUCCAGAAAAGGUGUCUCCGGUGAAAAUUUGUGACUUUGAUUUGGGCAGUGGGGUGAAACUGAACAACUCCUGCACACCCAUAACCACACCAGAGCUGACCACUCCAUGUGGCUCUGCAGAGUAUAUGGCACCUGAGGUGGUGGAGGUCUUUAGGGACGAGGCCACUUUCUAUGACAAGCGCUGUGACCUGUGGAGCCUGGGUGUGGUCCUCUACAUCAUGCUGAGUGGCUACCCCCCCUUUGUAGGUCAUUGUGGGGCUGACUGUGGCUGGGACCGGGGAGAGGUGUGCAGGGUGUGCCAGAACAAGCUGUUUGAGAGCAUCCAGGAAGGCAAAUAUGAGUUUCCUGACAAGGACUGGGCUCAUAUCUCCAGUGAGGCCAAAGACCUCAUCUCUAAACUCCUGGUUCGAGAUGCGAAGCAAAGACUCAGCGCUGCCCAAGUUCUGCAGCACCCGUGGGUACAAGGGCAAGCUCCAGAAAGGGGACUCCCCACGCCGCAAGUCCUCCAGAGAAAUGGCAGCACCAUGGACCUGACGCUCUUCGCAGCUGAGGCCAUUGCCCUUAACCGACAGCUGUCUCAGCAUGAGGAGAACGAACUGGCUGAGGAACCUGAGGCCCUUGCUGAGGGCCUCUGCUCCAUGAAGCUGUCCCCUCCUUUCAAAUCUCGCCUGGCACGAAGGCGAGCCCUGGCCCAGGCUGGACGAAGCGGAGAUGCAAACCCAUGUUCUACACCCAUGGGGCUCUGAACCAUUGCAGGCACAUCUUGUAGGCAUGUCCAGACGAUGCCCCUGGAAACCUGUGAGGUCAACAUAUGAAGCAGGCAGAGAGGGAUCUAAGCUGCAGCUCCCAGAGAGCCUUUUCUGUCCACAAAGGCUCCGCGGGUUCCCACCCAUCCCCCAUUUCCCUUGGGUCCUCAGAGGAGAAGCCUUUUCCAGAGGGGUUGUCUUUGAAAAGGAAAGCACUCGCUCGUCACUUUGCAUAAUCGCCUGCAGCACCAGCGUCUCGUCACUUCGCUGGGCUCCAAGUGCUCCCGGUGUGCAGAUCCUGGAUCCAGCUCGAGGUGGGGGCUGCUGGGGCUGCAGCCUUCAGGGAGCCAGCUUCCAGGAGCUGACAGAGGCUGCCGACACACAGGCCUCUUCCGGCACUGUCACCUUCUGGCCGUCCUACAGGCGUCCUCUCCCUGGCUGAGCGAAGCCUGUCCCCUCAAUUCAGGAAGGGCAGGGAGCCAGAUCAGUCUUCCAGUCUGUAGCACAGAGAAGCACAUAAUCUUUCUUUGCUGUGACCGAAAUGUAUUCCUCAUUUAUCAUCCUCUUCCACGUUUGGGAUUGCUGCUAGAGUCAGUGUUAUUUCUCUUUUUUAAAAAUAUGUUUGCUAUUUUAACCAUGUUCUUUUAGCAGUCAUAGAACUCCAAACUCCCACUACAAGCCCAUGGACUUCCCCAAGCAGGAUAUCCAUGUGUUUGGGUUUUAACCCCCUCUUCCCACAGUCCCAGCAGAUUUGAAGCUGUUACUAUGACGAACACUUUAGAGACGGUGUCUUCGUCUGCUGAUGCCUUCUCCCAGGUCUUUUCUGGCAAUGGGCACAAACCCACAGCAGUUAGACUGCUGCAUCUGAGAUGAAGCGAGGUCACAGGCAGCCUUGCUGCCCUACUCUGAGGAUUGCUGUUCCCACUUCCUCAGACACAGAGGUGCAGCCAUUGUCAGAUAUGCUGUGGAGUCACAUAAAACAGAUUUGCAUAUGUGACACACACAGUCAACCACAGUCACCAAAAUUUUUAUAACUUGUGCUUGUUUUAAUAAAUAAUUUAAAAUUCCA